AUGUCAACCCGAACCACAUCCCGUUCUCAAGACGAAAAGACCGUUCGAGACUGGGGAUUCUCGCAUGUCUUCACGUGGACUGAUGGGCCGCAUGCACAUUACCAGCCGCACGCCCAUUCCGGGUUGACGACCCAUCUGAUCCGCCGAGGGUCUAUGACAGUCACAUAUCCUCGCGAUGCAAGUCCCACCAAGGAGACGUUUGGCGUGGGCGCGAGGGUAGAUGUGCCGGCGGGCAAGGUCCACGAGGUCUGGAUGGGAGAUGAAGGUAUGCCCGGAAACUAUGCAUGGUCUCAAGCUGUGUGGGGACGGCCCAUUUUGCUGUUGGUUAUCCUGGAAAGCUGA
Messenger RNA from Capronia coronata CBS 617.96, 342 nucleotides. RefSeq lists its product as uncharacterized. The transcript is spliced from 2 exons. The record is from RefSeq and is a predicted model, not a curated record. Lineage: Eukaryota; Fungi; Ascomycota; Eurotiomycetes; Chaetothyriales; Herpotrichiellaceae. Bases 1 to 342 code for a protein of 113 amino acids.